AUGGACCCCUCUUCAUCAUAAACUUAUUUAAAGAAUAAUGCAUUAGAUAAUUCCAAAUCUAAUGAAAAUAAAGAUGGCUCUCAAACUCAAGUUAAAUCUUAAACCAAUAUUAGAAAUGGAUAAGAAAAAAACGAUAUUGGCUAAUUUAAAGAUAGUGAACUCUAAUCAAUAGAAUUUAUUGCUGACAAUAUUAAAUAUCAACUAGAUCCAAGGUAUAUGUUAUGGUCUACUGAACUUUUAAAAUAAGAUAAACCUUAAGAUCCUCAUUCUUAUAAUUACUAAUAAGAAAACUAAUCAAUCAAGAAGAAAUCACAUAAAUUUAUGGAUCUAAAGAAAUUUUAUGAGCAUAAUAAAUCAACAAUAGAAGGUUUAAAUAAAGAACUUCAUGAUCUUGAGUUGGCUCGUCAAAAAACACUACAAAGAUUAUAUGAGGUGAGAUCGGAAAAAGAUAAAAUGAAGAAGAUUUUUAAAGUUGAAAGAUCAAAAACAGAAAAUUUAAAGGGUUGCAAAGAGAGAUUGGAUAAACUCAAAUAAGAAUUAGGUUUUUGA
Messenger RNA from Paramecium sonneborni, 549 nucleotides. The record is from the annotation of a GenBank genome assembly. NCBI's taxonomy places the organism in Eukaryota, Ciliophora, Oligohymenophorea, Peniculida, Parameciidae.